AUGCUGCUCCCUUUCAUUGCAGCGGCCGCAGUCGGCACCACCGGGAGCAUAUUACUGCACCAGCACUCAUUCUUCAAGAUAACUUUCAUGAACGAGUGUUCGACCAACAUCGACUUGUACACUCACCUCACCAGCAUCUUCAACAUCCCCACGAACGAAAUUGACAGAAUCAUCUCGGGUGGUUCGGUCGUCAAGACCAUUAGAAGGGGCUACGAAGGUUACUUCCGUAACGGUUCGGACGACGCUGCCACGCUCAUUGGGAUUUCUACUACUAACGUCUUUCGCGAGGUUUCGUAUAACCUUAACAUCAUCCCGCCGAAUCUGGAUCCCGGCUUUGAGUCUUGCAAGACCCUUGACGAGUGCAAGCAACACUCCAAGAGCGGCACUGGUUUCAACACUCCCAUCCGGAUCACACCCAUUUCCAACACGAACGGCAAAAACUGCCGUGAACUCACGUGUCUGGCUGACGGCUGCGAGGACGCGUACACUUUCCCAAAGGACGACACCAAGAAACACUCGUGUCGGUUCAACACGAACUACAAAGUGACUUUCUGUCCAUCACGUGAUUCGACACCACAAGAGACGACAACUGCAGGCUCAUCGUUGACCGGUAAGGAGACCACUCUGGUCUCCGAGACGACGACAACACCCGUAACGGUCAAUAGUCUAAAUAUCCCUGCGGAAAACAACGGUGGAUAUGGUCAAUCGGACGGUGUGGUACCUGAGGUGACCAAGAAGGUUGACACCCCUGCACCCAUGGCUGACACCAAUGCACUUGAAGCUGACACCCCUGUACCCACAGUGAAUGGAACUGACAUCUCUGCACCCAAAGCUGACAUUCCUGCACUUAAAGUUGAUACCCCUGUCACCCAACUUGACCAAGCACCGCGUCUCACUCAAAGCUCCGUAACGAAACGUCUUGGGCGGCUAUUGCCGCACUCGAGUGCUCUUUUUGUAUGUGACGUACAAGAAAUAUUUUGCAGUCGGAUGUUCCAGAUGCAAACUGUUAUCCAUGGCACCAAUACUAUGAUCUCUGCAGCCAAGCUUUUGGACAUUCCAAUGGUCGUAACAACACAAUACAGUUCCCGUCUAGGCACUACCGUAUCUGAAAUCUCAAAAAAUCUCAAGGACGUACAAAACAUCCAGAUUUUUGACAAGAUGAAGUUUUCCAUGCUGAUACCCGAAGUCGAAGAUCAUUUGACAUUUGAUCUACCACAAUGUUAUGAUGUCCACGUAAUCUCGGAUGCCGUCUCGAGCUCUACGAGUUACAAUCGUUCCAUAGCCUUAGAUCGUAUGCGACAAUCGGGUGCCUAUAUCACAUCCGUCGAGUCUGCUAUUUUUCAAUUGACUCAUGAUGCCAGUAAUCCCGAAUUUAAGAAUAUCUCGAAACUUAUCAAAAAACAUCUUCAGGAGGAGAACGGAUUUGAGACGGGAGUACGAAUCGAAGAGAUGAACAAGUGA
Molecule: messenger RNA, 1461 nt
Organism: Peronospora farinosa
Lineage: Eukaryota; Oomycota; Peronosporomycetes; Peronosporales; Peronosporaceae
Source: the annotation of a GenBank genome assembly